This is a messenger RNA of Spodoptera litura, 909 nucleotides long. It is a transcript of the gene Ankrd49, whose product is annotated as ankyrin repeat domain-containing protein 49. The record is from RefSeq and is a predicted model, not a curated record. Lineage: Eukaryota; Metazoa; Arthropoda; Insecta; Lepidoptera; Noctuidae. Gene Ontology annotation, molecular function: protein binding.
UCAGAUUGACAUUUCAAAGAAGUCAAAGUCAAAACUAAAUUAAAAAUUGAUUUCUGUUUUCUGUCUUGUGUUGUUGUUCUAUUAUUGAAUGUUCGAAAUUGUACUUUCGUGUAUAAAUCACUAAAAAGCGGUCAAUACAUUUCACAACAACUUAGUUUCACAACAAAAAAGUAUCAUGAAAAUGUCCGAUUCUGAAGAUGAGAAUCAAACAGUAAAAAGUUUUGAAGAAAUUCACGAUGAAAUUCAAAAAUAUAAAAGAAAUCCAGAGACAUCGGGGAUGUUUGUGUCUGGGUGGGACGAUGCAGAUCAAGACGUCGAAGUUGUUAAGGAUCCGAAAGCAAACCCCAUUGAUUAUGUACUGUGGGCAGCAGAAAAUGGCGAAAUCUGUAUAUUACGUGAAUUACUGAAAAAGCAGCCGGGUUUAGUUCAUGCUCAAGAUGGUGAUGGGUACACACCACUUCACCGAGCAGCAUACAGUAACCAUACUGAUGUGAUAUCGUACUUGCUGAGCAUUGGAGCCAAUAUCAACACAAAAACACAGCUUGGAUGGACAGCUUUACAUUCGGCAUCAAACUGGAAUAAUUAUGUGGCUGCUGCAAGACUAUUAGCUGCUGGUGCUGAUCCUGGGGCUCUGUCUGACGGAGGUCAAACUCCAAUGCACUUAGCUGCAGCUAUUAGUCAUUGUAAGUCAACAUUAUUAAUUUUAUUCCUAAGAGAUGAUACUGUAGACAUUGCGCAUAAAACAAAUAAUGCACAUGAAACUCCAGAACAGCUGGCUCAAAGACACGGAAUCUAUGGUCCUCUCUUCGAGAUGAUGACUCCAGCAGUGUCAUAUAUAAAAUCCAUAUCAUUUACAUGUAAUCCUUAUUUGAGGCAGAAAACUAUAUAAAUAAAAAAAAUGGGAACUCA